This is a messenger RNA of Megachile rotundata (alfalfa leafcutting bee), 3104 nucleotides long. Its product is annotated as PHD finger protein 14. Lineage: Eukaryota; Metazoa; Arthropoda; Insecta; Hymenoptera; Megachilidae. Gene Ontology annotation, biological process: regulation of transcription by RNA polymerase II. The record is from RefSeq and is a predicted model, not a curated record.
AUUUUAUAUGGCGAUGAUUUGACGAGUGCAAGGGGUAGUGGGAGAUGUUUAAAAACUAUAUAGUGUAUUGUACGAUGUGUCAGAAUAGCUAAAAGAAUAAUUAAAGUUCUGGACAUAGCAAAGAAUAACAAAUUCUCGCUGAAUUGAUAUAAAAGUGUCACAUUAAGUGUAAUAUGAGUAGCAUUUUUGAAAGGGAUCCAAAAAAGAGGAGAGUUAAGCCUGUAGGAUCAGCACCAUCUUUGCUUGACUUUGAUUUAGGUGAAAGUUCUGAUGACAGUGAUUUUAGAAUUGAGGAUCAUUGUGAGGAAUCUGAUGAUGAUUCAGUGGAUUCUAAUGAUAUUGGAAAAGAGGAAGAAGAUGCAUCGGAUGAAUCUGAUGACUCCUUAGAAGAUCCAUUAUUGAAUAAGAAAGAAAAUACUAAUUUAACUGUCGGAGAUGUAAUUGAACAAGCUCGGCAGCAAGCAUUAAAAGGGGGUUCACUUGAAGAUAAAUUAAAUAAAAUGUUAAUUUGUUGUGGUUGCCUUGGAGACAGAAGUGAUGAUGUCAAUGAAAUUGUCGAAUGUGAUGGAUGUGGUGUUAGUGUACAUGAAGGAUGUUAUGGUGUAUCAGAUGUAGAAAGUUUUUCAAGUACCGAUUCUUUAUGUCAGUCAGCACCGUGGUUUUGUGAGGCCUGCAGUGCAGGUAUUGAAGACCCUUCUUGUGAACUUUGUCCUAAUAAAGGUGGAAUUUUUAAAGAGACUGAUGUAGGCAAAUGGGUUCAUUUAGUAUGCGCACUUUAUGUACCCGGUGUUGCUUUCGGAGAAGUUGAUCGUUUAUCGAGUGUAACACUCUUUGAAAUGGCAUAUAGUAAAUGGGGAGCAAAACAGUGUUCUCUCUGUGAGGAUGCAUGUUUUGCUCGAACUGGUGUAUGCAUAGAAUGUGAUGCAGGAAUGUGUCAUACGUAUUUUCAUGUUACCUGUGCACAAAGGGAAGGUUUAUUAUCCGAAGCUCAUAGCGAAGAAGUUGACCAAGCUGAUCCAUUUUAUGCGCACUGUAAACUUCAUUCCGACAAAACUCUCGUUCGUAGACGUAGACGUAAUUGGUUAGCGCUACAAUUGCGAGCUCAGUAUCGUCAACAGUUGUUGAAACAACCCAAUCACUUAGAUACUGAAGAACAACGUAGAAUACAAAGAAAAUUAGCGAAACAUAGACAUAAGUAUUUAGCUCAUAAAGCAUCUAGACCACCUCCAUGGGUACCAACUCAAAAAAUGCCUCGGUUGUUAACUACGUCUGCUUCUGCAUGUCGACAGUUAGCAAGAAAAGCAGAACUUAUGGGAGUCGAUACAGCUGCAUUAGAAGCACAAGAAGCACAACUUGUAGCUUUAGUCGAUGUGAGGAAAAAAUGGCACAUUCCACCUGCUUUUAGCGUGGAAUUUAUCGGUUACUACUUAGAUCGUAAUUUAAGAGUAACAUCUAUGAAAAGACGAUUACAAGAACUUCUCGAUAUUAAUUCCCAGUUACUUAAUGAACAACUAAGACUAGAUAGAAAAUAUGAUGAAGUAAUGAAAGAUAACGAAGAACAAAUUCGAGUUAAUGUAACAUUAAAAGAAAAAAUAGAAAUGUAUCAUCAAGUUCUUCAAAAUAGUGGUUAUGUAAAACCUUUACCACAAAUAGCUGAUUUAGCAAAACCAAGGAUAGCACCAACUCUAGGUACAGGUUUAGGCGUACCUACUGCAGCUGCUUUGAAAAUGGGAGUUGGUUUUCCUUUACCGGUUGGUAAAGGAGCUGAAGGUAUACGUGAGGGUAGAGUAUUAAGUAGUCAAGCUCAAGAGCAAAACCAUAAAAGUGAAUUAACAUUACGGCAUCAAUGUGGCAUAUGUAGAAGGUCUACGAAUCAACAUCUACUUGCAAAAUGUGAUACAUGUCAUCUUCAUUACCAUUUAUCUUGUCUUAGUCCACCUUUAUCGCGUAUGCCUAAAAAAACAAAACUUAUGGGAUGGCAAUGUUCUGAAUGUGACAAAGAAUCUUCUGGAUCAGAAGUUGAACGCAUUGAUACAUCGGCACCACGUAAAUUAAGACAUUGUAAAGAUGACUCUAAUUUAACGUUAACCCCAACACCUCCACAAGAGGUGUCUAUGCCUACAACGCCGACAACACCUAGCACAUCGAAAAAUUCUUCUGCCAAUCUUAGUAAUGUGACGAAUACAACAGCACCUGACACACCAACAACACCGAAGGUGACUAUAAAACCAGUCGGGCCACAACCUCCAUCUUCUGCUUCCAUUCAGUCUAGUGAAUCAAUAUACAAUCAACAACCUGUUAAUAACCUGAUUACAACACGGGAAGGAUCACCCGAAUAUAUGGUAGCUUCGGCGGAUGGUACAGAAUCUGUAUCACAAAGGAGCGCAAAAAAGAGAAGAAGGGAAAAACAUAAAAGAUAUACUCCCGAUCCGAUUACGGGAGUAAAACAAAGAAAGCGAAAACAUAAAAGGAAAAGUUUAGAUGUAGAAAAUCCAGAAGGACAAAGUCAGCCAGAAAUUCAUAGAAGAAUUACAAUAAAGAUAAAACCAAUCCCAAGACCAGAAGGGGAUGUAGCAUCUGAAUCGAGUCCACAAAUGUUUAUUGCUACUUCUACUAGCACUGAAAUUACAUCACCGCCGCCACCACCGCCAAAAUUGCCACCUCCACCUGCUCCACCUGUAGUUUCUAAUACUCCAUCCGCAACAGCAAACGUAUCUGCUAAUAAUACAAAUAGUAGAACAUCUGCAGGAAAUGGGAGAAAAGGAAAAGAUACAGAUCCUUUAACGCAUUGUAAUGUCUGUGAUACACCUGGUACCAAUCAAAACCUUGUCAUGUGCGACGAAUGUAAAAAAUGCUACCAUUUCUCCUGUCUUGAUCCACCAGUUAAAAAAUCGCCCAAAAGAAGAGGCUAUUCUUGGCAUUGUGCAGACUGCGAUCCUAGUGCCUCUGAAUCUGAGACUUAAUAUCAACAAUUUUAUGUCUGCAGCUAUAAUUCUACAUUUACAUAAAUUAAGACAUUAAAUGUCAUUAUGUUUUUUGUAAAAUAUACGGAAUACAGACAAACUUCUUCCUUUGAUUAUAAAAAAGUCUUUUGAAAAUACAUA